GCCGCCGCCGCGGCGGCGGGGCCCCUCGGCCCGAGCUGUGCAGUCGGAGGUCCUCGUGCAUGAAGACAGAUUUGUUCUAUGGCCUCGGAGUUGGGUGCCGGGGACGAUGGCAGCUGCACUGAGCUGGCAAAGCCCCUAUAUCUUCAGUACCUGGAGAGGGCCUUGCGGUUGGACCAUUUUCUGCGACAAACAUCGGCCAUCUUCAACAGGAAUAUCUCUAGUGAUGACAGUGAAGAUGGAUUGGAUGACAAUAAUCCCUUAUUGCCUGAGUCUGGGGAUCCCUUAAUACAAGUGAAAGAAGAACCUCCAAAUUCAUUGCUUGGUGAAACUUCUGGGGCAAGCAAUUCUGGAUUAUUGAACCCAUACUCACUGAAUGGAGUUCUGCAGUCAGAAUCAAAAUCUGACAAGGGGAAUUUAUAUAACUUCUCUAAGUUGAAGAAAAGCAGAAAGUGGCUAAAGAGCAUUCUUUUAAGUGAUGAGUCCAGUGAGGCAGAUUCUCAGAGUGAAGACGAUGAUGAAGAAGAAGAACUCAAUCUCAGCAGAGAAGAACUUCACAACAUGCUUCGAUUACACAAAUAUAAGAAACUUCACCAAAAUAAAUAUAGUAAAGAUAAGGAGUUGCAGCAGUACCAGUACUACAGUGCAGGCCUGCUCUCUACACAUGACCCUUUCUAUGAGCAACAGCGCCAUUUGCUUGGACCCAAGAAAAAGAAAUUCAAGGAAGACAAGAAGCUUAAAGCCAAGUUGAAAAAAGUAAAGAAAAAAAGACGGAGAGAUGAAGAGCUUUCCUCUGAAGAAUCCCCACGCCACCACCACCACCAGACCAAAGUCUUCGCUAAGUUCUCUCAUGAUGCACCUCCCCCUGGCACCAAGAAGAAACACUUAUCCAUUGAGCAGCUUAAUGCUCGCCGCAGGAAAGUAUGGCUCAGCAUUGUGAAGAAGGAACUACCAAAGGCCAACAAGCAGAAGUCUUCAGCUCGAAACUUAUUUCUCACCAAUAGCCGAAAGCUUGCCCACCAGUGCAUGAAGGAGGUGCGCCGAGCUGCCUUGCAAGCACAGAAGAACUGUAAGGAGACUUUGCCUCGUGCUCGCCGCCUAACCAAGGAGAUGCUUCUUUACUGGAAGAAGUAUGAGAAGGUGGAGAAAGAGCACCGCAAGCGAGCAGAGAAGGAAGCUUUGGAGCAACGGAAGUUGGAUGAGGAAAUGCGGGAGGCCAAGAGGCAGCAGCGAAAACUCAACUUCCUAAUCACUCAGACAGAGUUGUAUGCUCAUUUCAUGAGUCGAAAACGUGAUAUGGGUCAUGAUGGAAUCCAGGAAGAAAUUCUAAGGAAACUGGAAGAUAGUUCUACCCAGAGACAAAUUGACAUUGGUGGUGGAGUAAUGGUUAACAUCACCCAGGAAGAUUAUGACAGUAACCAUUUCAAAGCCCAGGCCCUGAAGAAUGCUGAAAAUGCUUAUCAUAUUCACCAAGCUCGAACAAGGUCAUUUGAUGAAGAUGCAAAAGAAAGUCGGGCAGCUGCCCUCAGGGCAGCAGACAAGUCUGGCUCUGGGUUUGGGGAGAGUUACAGCCUUGCGAAUCCAUCCAUCCGGGCUGGUGAAGAUAUUCCACAACCCACUAUUUUCAAUGGCAAAUUGAAAGGUUACCAGCUGAAAGGCAUGAACUGGUUAGCCAAUCUCUAUGAACAGGGUAUUAAUGGAAUUCUUGCUGAUGAAAUGGGUCUUGGUAAAACUGUACAGAGCAUUGCCCUCCUGGCCCAUCUUGCUGAGAGAGAAAACAUUUGGGGACCUUUCUUAAUAAUUUCACCUGCUUCUACACUUAAUAAUUGGCACCAGGAGUUUACAAGAUUUGUUCCUAAAUUUAAGGUGCUACCAUAUUGGGGAAAUCCUCAUGAUAGAAAAGUCAUCCGGAGAUUCUGGAGUCAGAAGACCUUGUACACUCAGGAUGCCCCCUUCCAUGUGGUCAUCACUAGCUACCAGCUGGUAGUACAGGAUGUCAAGUAUUUCCAACGGGUCAAGUGGCAAUACAUGGUACUGGAUGAAGCUCAGGCGCUGAAGAGUAGCUCCAGUGUUCGUUGGAAGAUUCUCUUACAGUUCCAGUGUCGGAAUCGGCUUUUGUUAACUGGAACCCCCAUUCAGAAUACCAUGGCAGAGCUCUGGGCUCUGCUACAUUUCAUUAUGCCAACAUUAUUUGAUUCACAUGAAGAAUUUAAUGAAUGGUUUUCCAAGGACAUUGAAAGUCAUGCUGAAAACAAAUCUGCUAUUGAUGAGAAUCAACUCUCUCGCUUACACAUGAUCUUGAAACCAUUUAUGCUGAGAAGAAUCAAAAAAGAUGUAGAAAAUGAAUUGUCUGACAAGAUUGAAAUUCUGAUGUACUGUCAGUUGACUAGCCGACAAAAGCUCUUAUAUCAGGCACUAAAGAAUAAAAUUUCCAUUGAAGACUUACUGCAGUCUUCUAUGGGCUCCACUCAGCAAGCACAGAACACCACCAGCAGCCUCAUGAAUCUAGUCAUGCAGUUCAGGAAGGUGUGUAAUCACCCAGAGUUAUUUGAACGGCAAGAAACUUGGUCUCCAUUUCAUAUUUCCCUAAAGCCAUAUGAAAUUUCAAAAUUUAUCUAUCGUCAUGGACAGAUCAGGGUCUUCAACCAUUCACGAGAUAGGUGGUUAAAGGUUCUACUUUCUCCAUUUGCACCAGACUAUAUCCAGCAGUCUCUCUUUCACAGAAAAGGUAUUAAUGAAGGAAGCUGUUUUUCUUUCCUUCGAUUUAUUGAUGUCUCGCCAGCAGAAAUGGCAAACCUCAUGCUUCAGGGACUUUUGGCCAGGUGGUUAGCUCUUUUCCUGUCUCUGAAAGCUUCCUACAGGCUCCAUCAGCUGCGUUCUUGGGGAGAUCCAGACAGGGAGAGCCACCAGAGAUAUCUGAGAAAUAAGGAUUUUCUUCUUGGAGUCGAUUUUCCACUUUCCUUCCCUAACCUUUGCAGCUGCCCUUUGUUAAAGUCUCUUGUUUUCAGCAGCCACUGUAAAGCAGUGAGUGGCUACUCCGACCAGGUCGUCCAUCAACGGAGAUCAGCUACCUCCUCACUUCGUUGCUGCCUGCUCACUGAGCUGCCAUCUUUUUUAUGUGUGGCCAGUCCACGAGUCACCGCAGUGCCGUUGGAUUCUUACUGUAAUGACAGAAGUGCAGAGUAUGAGAGACGAGUUCUGAAGGAAGGAGGGAGUCUUGCUGCCAAGCAGUGUUUGUUGAAUGGGGCUCCUGAGCUUGCUACAGAUUGGCUAAAUCGCAGGUCGCAGUUCUUCCCAGAGCCAGCUGGAGGGCUGUGGAGCAUCAGGCCCCAGAAUGGCUGGUCUUUCAUCAGAAUUCCAGGCAAGGAGAGCCUCAUCACAGACAGUGGAAAACUGUAUGCCCUUGAUAUCCUGUUGACUCGACUCAAGUCUCAAGGACAUAGAGUCCUUAUCUACUCUCAGAUGACCAGGAUGAUAGACCUGCUGGAGGAAUAUAUGGUUUACAGGAAGCAUACCUACAUGAGGCUGGAUGGUUCAUCCAAGAUCUCAGAGAGACGAGACAUGGUUGCUGAUUUUCAGACCAGGAAUGACAUCUUUGUGUUUCUAUUAAGCACACGAGCUGGAGGACUGGGUAUCAAUCUCACGGCCGCAGAUACUGUGAUUUUCUACGAUAGUGACUGGAACCCCACUGUAGACCAACAGGCCAUGGAUAGGGCCCACCGCUUGGGGCAGACAAAGCAGGUCACUGUGUACCGGCUGAUCUGUAAAGGCACAAUCGAGGAGCGCAUUCUGCAGAGAGCCAAGGAAAAAAGUGAGAUUCAGCGAAUGGUGAUUUCUGGCGGGAACUUCAAACCAGAUACCUUGAAACCCAAAGAGGUGGUUAGCCUUCUUCUAGAUGAUGAGGAGCUGGAGAAAAAACUGAGACUACGACAGGAGGAGAAACGGCAGCAGGAAGAGACCAACCGAGUGAAAGAACGAAAACGCAAGCGGGAGAAAUAUGCAGAGAAGAAGAAAAAGGAAGAUGAAUUGGAUGGGAAAAGGAGAAAAGAGGGUGUGAACCUCGUGAUCCCAUUUGUCCCUUCUGCUGACAACUCCAACCUCUCUGCUGAUGGUGAUGACUCUUUCAUAAGUGUAGACUCUGCCAUGCCCAGCCCUUUCAGUGAGAUCUCAAUCAGCAGUGAGCUGCACACUGGCUCCAUCCCCCCUGAUGAAAGCAGCAGUGACAUGUUGGUUAUUGUGGAUGACCCAGCUUCCUCAGCUCCUCAGUCUCGAGCCACCAAUUCUCCUGCUUCCAUAACAGGCUCUGUCUCGGACACUGUGAAUGGAAUUUCCAUUCAGGAAGUGCCAGCUGCAGGACGUGGUCACUCAGCUCGAAGCCGAGGCCGCCCCAAGGGUUCAGGAAGCACAGCCAAAGGAGCAGGGAAAGGCCGAAGCCGCAAGUCCACAGCAGGCAGUGCUGCUGCGAUGGCAGGAGCCAAAGCAGGGGCUGCAGCGGCUUCUGCAGCUGCUUAUGCCGCAUACGGGUACAACGUGUCUAAAGGAAUCUCCGCAAGCAGUCCUCUGCAGACAUCCAUUGUCCGACCUACUGGCCUUGCAGACUUUGGACCUUCAAGCACCUCUUCUCCCUUAAGUUCCCCUUUGAACAAAGGAAAUAAUAUUCCUGGGACUCCUAAGAGCCUCCACAUGACCAGCAGCCUAGCCUCAGACUCGCUGAUCCGGAAACAGAGCAAAGGCACCAACCCUGCUGGAGGACGGUAACCAUCUCUGCCCUCUAGCUUCCUUCAACCAAACCAGGGGCUACAGUCCCAGGCCACAGGCGGUCUUUGGAUGGUUACCCAGUGUGGCGUCUUGCGUCCUCUUUGGAGAGUGGAAAAGACCAGUUACAGCAGACGAGGACAGGCAGGUGGUCGGGUGAGCACUUUGAUCACCUAGUUCCAAAGGAGUGUCCUGGGUUCGGCCCCACAGCAUCCCAGAUGAACUCUGCGGCCGAGUCUUAACCUCUUUGUGGGGAGGGCCUGGCAUAGACCCCUUUUAGAUGCUCAGGCACACUGUCUCCAUCCCCAUCCCACUCCAGCUCUGGCCAUGCCCCUCAUGAAGGCUCCACCGGUGCUGUGAAGAGCCUUCCAUAGUGGAGACCUCUCUAAAGGUUAUGAUUUCUUACAGGGCUAGACAGGGAGGAAAUGGUUCCCUGGUACCCACAGCCUUGAGCUUUCCUGGGUCUCUAAACUCUGUUUG
Messenger RNA from Arvicola amphibius (Eurasian water vole), 5232 nucleotides. It is a transcript of the gene Ino80, whose product is annotated as INO80 complex ATPase subunit. The transcript has 36 exons. Lineage: Eukaryota; Metazoa; Chordata; Mammalia; Rodentia; Cricetidae. The record is from RefSeq and is a predicted model, not a curated record. Gene Ontology annotation, biological process: DNA repair; chromatin remodeling; DNA-templated transcription. Gene Ontology annotation, molecular function: ATP binding; DNA binding; histone binding. Bases 79 to 4755 code for a protein of 1558 amino acids. Gene Ontology annotation, cellular component: Ino80 complex; nucleus.